Messenger RNA from Solenopsis invicta (red fire ant), 2909 nucleotides. It is a transcript of the gene Dsor1, whose product is annotated as dual specificity mitogen-activated protein kinase kinase 1. Bases 561 to 1811 code for a protein of 416 amino acids. Gene Ontology annotation, molecular function: protein kinase activity; ATP binding. The transcript has 8 exons. The record is from RefSeq and is a predicted model, not a curated record. Gene Ontology annotation, biological process: protein phosphorylation. NCBI's taxonomy places the organism in Eukaryota, Metazoa, Arthropoda, Insecta, Hymenoptera, Formicidae.
CUUUUGUGGUUCCCGCGAAGAUUCGUAUAACCUCUCUUUUUCGCAUUUCAUGAGUGUUCCACACCCUUGCCGCUAGGCUAGGUUAGCAACAUAUUUCGUCGUUGUCGUAUACGCGACGAUCGCUAGCGUCUAUAAACCGUAAUAGGAACGUUCCUCUCGCGGAAUAAUGAAAUCUUUAGAUAACGAGAGGAUUCGUCGACUUGCGAUUUGACAGUUCGCGACUUUUGUCGGCGACGUGUAUCGAGUGCCGAACGAACGAUCCAUUUUUGCGAAUGCACGCGAGAAGAGAACGAUGAAUACGUCCGCGAGAUUCGCGUUAGUGUUGUGAUACGCGCGAAAAUUGCUGAAUAUUAGUGGAGACGGCAAAUUUUUACGGUCCACCGCAAACGCGCGCGCGCGCGAGGCCUUGUCUUUUUCAUUCGAAAGGAAGAUAAGUUAAGUACAUGAGACGGAUUAUUAGUCUUGUAUGAUCCGCACGUCACGUUUACGUCUACGUCGAAUGAUAAUCUAGUGGUGUAACGUUUGUUCCUUGUAAGCAAUUUUAAACGGCCAAACCCCAAAUGUCAAAAAACAAAUUAAACUUGACAUUACCACCUGGCUCGAUAGAACCGGUACCAGAAGCGUCACCGUCGCCACCGGUGCCACCUUUACCCGCUUAUCCGGAACCUACGGAAAUGCCCGACGGCAUGAGGGAUACGUUGAGCAUAGAGAUUCUCCAAGCGAGACUAGAGGAUCUGGAGAUGGACGAAGAACAAAAGAAACGACUAGAGAGCUUUUUGGGACAGAAAGAAAAGGUUGGAGAACUGUGUGGCGAGGAUUUUGAAAAGUUAGGUGAAUUGGGCUCGGGUAAUGGUGGUGUUGUUACAAAAGUUAAACAUAAAAAAUAUGGUCUGAUAAUGGCGAUGAAGCAAAUACGUUUGGAAGUAAAACCACCUAUUAAGAAGCAGAUAAUUAGAGAAUUAAAAGUUCUUCACGAAUGUAACUUUGCACAUAUAGUUGGAUUUUACGGCGCUUUUUGCAGUGGGGGAGAAAUUUGUAUAUGUAUGGAAUAUAUGGAUGGUGGAUCGUUAGACCUAAUAAUGAAAAAAGCAGGACGAAUUCCAGAAUCCAUGAUAAGUACAAUCACGUGUGCUGUUCUGAAAGGUUUGACUUACUUGCGAGAUAAGCACGCCAUAAUGCAUCGGGACGUAAAACCGAGCAACAUCUUGGUCAAUAGCGCGGGUGAGAUUAAACUCUGCGACUUUGGCGUUUCUGGCCAACUGAUCGAUUCGAUGGCUCAUUCGUUCGUCGGCACACGAAGUUACAUGUCGCCAGAAAGACUCCAGGGAUCGCAUUACUCGGUGCAAAGCGACAUUUGGUCACUCGGAUUGUCACUGGUGGAAAUGGCGAUUGGGAUGUAUCCUAUACCACCGCCGGACGAUAAGCUUUUAGCUUCUAUAUUCGGUUCGGAAUGGGUGCAACACGUCGGAGAGAAUCCGACGCCAGUCAGCGAGUCCACACCGCCUCCACGACCGCCAACGAGACGUUGCACGCACACUCCCAAACCCUUGGCUGUAUUCGAGCUGUUGGAACUGAUAGUCAAUGAACCACCACCGAGACUGCCAUCCGGAUUAUUCAGCAACGCUUUCAUAGAUUUCAUCGAUCGGUGUUUAAAAAGGAAUCCAAACGAUAGGGCAGACUUGAAAACGUUAACGAAUCACGAGUGGAUAAAGAAAGCCGAAUCGGAGAACGUAGACCUCGCUGGAUGGGUGUGCCGCACGAUGAAUUUGCAACCAUCUACGCCAACACACUUAUCUACCGUGCAGUCCUGAAUAAAUGUAACUCUUACAUACUUGACUACGUAUAUUCGCGUUCAGUACUCCUAAGUUACAUCUUGAUUCAUUUAGGUUUUCAUUCGACUAAACGGUGGCGUAUGUAUCCCUUUUGUUCUCUCUUAUCUAUAGCGAAAAUAUAUUUUACAAAAUUUAUCAAAUUAAUACACCUACGUUUUUGAUAGGUGCGCUGACCGUAUCAAAUCGACACUAAAUCAAUCUCACUGAUCACUGUUGAGCGCGAUACACGAACGAUUACACAGGGAUUUGCUUACGAAAGAUUUGCCCGUGAGAAUUCCGAUUGAUAUCGCGUGUAUCUUGGCCAUUUUCUUGGUUUUACAGGGAGGAACGUAAGACUACGUUGUGUAACGUGUGUAAUAAUCUGUAUCGCACCGCGAUACGUAGGUGUAAAAUACUUGGAUCGAUUCUUGCGGACCGGAUGAGUCGUGUUACGCUCCAACUUUGCUCAUCCAAAUAAUUUGUACGAAGCACGCCACUGUGCCAAAUAUUAAUUUCAUAAGGUUCACUUUAUGUGUUCGUCUUAUGCUUCUGUUGAAAGUAUGUAAGAUGACAAAUUGCAAUAUAAGUUUAUUAUUAGAUUCAUGGGCAAAUUGUGUUCCCCGUGAUACGAUAUUAGGAUGCGCGAGUGUGCAUUAAACUUACGAACGUCGUUUGAAAAAAUUAAUUAGAUCAAGUUACUUGUAUAAGAUUUGUACCUGACAUCCAUAGAAAUGUUAUUUACACGAUCAAAAAUUUCAUCUUUAAUCACGUUAAACCGUUGUUUUUAUAUCGAUGCGUGACUUUGAUUAAACAGGGUUGCAAUCUUUAGUUUCACUCACUCACUCAUUCGCACACGCACACACACACGCGCGCACACACACACACACGCACACACACACACGGAACAUACGCAUGUGUGUUCAUUUACAUUACGGCGAUCAUUUUAAAAAGAAGCAAUUUAGAGAGAAUAUUUUGAUAACAUGAUCCGAGUCCUUCGAAUUCGCUUGCGAAUUUAUCAGCAUUAAUGUGCAAAACUUACAUAGAGAGAGACUAUUGUAUACAUUUAAGAUAUAAAAGACCAACUCUGUCAUCGCAUAA